AUGAGUUUCUUUACUCUCUUCCUCACCUUGUUCCUUUCGCUUGUCGUUUCAUUUGUCUUCCUUCCCAAGACCCUGCCGUUCGCGGGUGAGCUACUAGGGUACUAUCUGCGCCGAUCGUCGCGUACCAGGCGGGAACUGCUGCUGGCCAGAGUUGCGGCCGAGCAGCAGGCAUUUGAGGCCGAGCGGAAGAAAGAGAAGGAGAAGGAGGAUGAGGAUUGGGAAGAGGUUGAGGCCUCUAUGGUGGGGAGUGCGGUGAAUGGAGGGAAGGCGGACAAGGAUUGGAGUGGCAUUGUGGCAUUCUUCCACCCGUUCUGCAAUGCAGGAGGCGGCGGCGAACGGGUCCUCUGGGCCGCCAUUCGCGCAACCCAAAAGCGCUGGCCAGAAGCCGUAUGCGUAGUGUACACAGGCGACCACGACGUCGAUAAGUCCGCAAUUCUUAAGCGCGUAAAAGACCGCUUCAACAUCCACCUCCACCCACCGACCGUCCACUUCCUCUACCUCACGACGCGCCAGUACGUGCUCAGCAGCACAUGGCCGCGCUUCACAUUGCUAGGCCAGUCUCUAGGCUCCAUAUACCUCGCAUACGACGCCUUCACGCUCCUCGUCCCUGACAUCUUCAUCGACACCAUGGGCUACGCCUUUGCCGUCGCCCUCUGCUCGCUUCUUUUCCCUUCCGUCCCGACCGCAGCGUAUGUCCACUACCCUACCAUCUCGACCGACAUGCUCGACUCCCUCGCAGCCGGCGGCCAGGGUAUAAACGCCGGCGCAGGGGAAGGCACGCGGGGCGCCGUGAAAAAGCAAUAUUGGCACCUUUUCGCCUGGCUCUACAGCAAAGUAGGCAGCACAAUCGACGUCGUAAUGACGAACUCCUCUUGGACACAAGCACACAUCAAGUCCCUUUGGGGCCCCUACCGCAACCGGCGCAACAAGACCACAGACCACGACAUCGACGUCGUCUUCCCACCCGUCGCAGUCGAAGAGCUAGAAGAAGCAAUCGAGCUCUCCGAAGCCAGCGAAAAGAACCGUGGUCCCUACCUGCUCUACAUAGCGCAGUUUCGACCGGAGAAGAAUCAUCAACUCAUCCUUCGUGCCUUCGCUUCCUACCUUUCCACCAAUCCCAACCACCCGGCCUUCCCAUCCCAAAAACCAAAACUCGUUCUCAUAGGCUCAGUGCGAGACUCUGACGACGCAACGCGCGUGUACAACCUACGUCUCCUCGCGCACGAACUCAACAUCAAAGAAAGCGUAGAAUUCGUCUGCGACGCCUCAUGGCCUCAGAUGCUGGACUGGAUGCGCAAAGCGAGCGUGGGCGUGAACGGCAUGUGGAACGAGCAUUUCGGGAUCGGCGUUGUCGAGUAUCAGGCUGCGGGCUUGAUUAGCGUGGUCAACGACUCUGGGGGGCCGAAGCUGGACAUUGUGGUAGAGGUGGAUGGGGAACCAACUGGGUUUCAUGCCUCGACGGAAGAGGAGUAUGUAAAAGGCUUCAGCAAGGCGCUUUCACUAUCACCGGAGGAGACGCUAGCGAUGCGGCAUAGGGCGCGAAAAUCAGCAUUACGGUUCACCGAUCGAGGGUUUGCAGAGAAGUGGAUACAGAACAUGGAUCAGUUAGUGAGGCUGCAGGUUUCGAGGUCUGCCAGGUGAUUGCUUUUGCAUCGGGCGUUUCUAGGGCGCUGUUUGAGGUAUGGGAAAGCGUGCAUUGGGCGGAGUUGGAGAACGUAGUGGUUAGCGUUAAAUGCAUCCUAUAUGAGUUCACGUUCGCUUAAAACUUGAAUGGAG
Trematosphaeria pertusa is the source of this 1776-nucleotide messenger RNA. RefSeq names its product glycosyltransferase family 4 protein. The transcript has 3 exons. Gene Ontology annotation, biological process: protein N-linked glycosylation. Lineage: Eukaryota; Fungi; Ascomycota; Dothideomycetes; Pleosporales; Trematosphaeriaceae. Gene Ontology annotation, molecular function: GDP-Man:Man(3)GlcNAc(2)-PP-Dol alpha-1,2-mannosyltransferase activity. Gene Ontology annotation, cellular component: endoplasmic reticulum membrane. The record is from RefSeq and is a predicted model, not a curated record. The coding region runs from base 1 to 1641 and encodes 546 amino acids.